This is a messenger RNA of Manduca sexta (tobacco hornworm), 2720 nucleotides long. RefSeq lists its product as uncharacterized. The transcript has 7 exons. The record is from RefSeq and is a predicted model, not a curated record. Lineage: Eukaryota; Metazoa; Arthropoda; Insecta; Lepidoptera; Sphingidae. The coding region runs from base 321 to 2054 and encodes 577 amino acids.
UUAAUUUUAGCCAGUCGAAAUCGCGGUGUCAAAGAUACCGUACGAUGAACGUGUGUGUUUACAUUAUUAUACGGAAUGCUAUGUUUUUCAUCAAAGUUUACGCGGUGUUAUUUUUAUGAGUGAACCCGGCCUCUCGGAGUAUAGUCGGGCCUGUGAGUGCGGUUAGUGGUUUCCAAGUUUCACUCGGGUUUUUAAACGGUUGUCUGCGUUCCGUUUUGCAUUUCUUUUUAAUAGUGUGGUGUUUUGUGUUGGAUUGUGCGACUUGAGGUCGGAUUACAACGAUUCAGGUUUUAAUUGACGCAUGGCUCGCGAGCAUCAAGAUGUCCGGGAUGACUGGCGCGAGCAUGCUGCGCACGCGGCGCAAGGAUGUGAAUGUGAAGCCGAACCGCAAAUUGGACCGGAAGUCUUCGCGUGGCAUGCUGUACGAGAACGAAGAACUACGUUUGCGUACGAUCAACAUCAAUGCUGAAGUAGAGCGAGGUCAGUCGGAUAUAAAGAAACUGAAGCGUGAAAACGAGCAGUUGAAGCGCGAGAUAUCAGCGCUGCGCUACGAGUACGACCGGCUGGACAGCAUGCUGCGCGAGCGCAGGUCCUCGCCGGAGCAUUCGGACGACAGCGUGUCGAUGUGCAGCGCGUGCCCGGAGUGCGCCAGUGUGGACGGGUCGGGGCGUGCAGUCGCCUUCCACGAUCUGAGCGUGGUUCCGGAGGAAGCAGAACAAGACGGCAAUAAGAGCGGCGAAGGAUCGACGUGCACAUGCGAAGAGUGUCAACAGGAGGCGGCUUUGGCUGAAGAAAAUCAGACGAUGGCUCACGACGCGAACUAUGAGCCCCGACCAUGCGUGGAAGACAAUGUGCACGAGCGAGUUGUAGAUGUAUUGGUACAUGACGCGCCUUCUGACGUCAGAUUCUUCCAGUCAGUCACCACACCACCUUACCACGUCGCCUCACCACCACCACCAGGCUUUGUCAUAGCUCCGUACCAAACCCCAAGGUUCCACACUGGUGGGAAUGUUGAAGACCUUUUGGGCGAUGUCCAAGCAACGCCUACAAUACAAACUACCAUUAUCCAACAGAACUCUGUGUUCAUGUGCAAUACACGAAGAAUAACGCAGAAACAAUGCUGCUGCCAAAGACGAGAACCAAUCGACCCAGCCACGCCAAAUGGAAACGACCAAUCAGAACCACCGAAAUCAUAUGUAACGGAAAAAAAUAUAGAGCUGACGUAUGAUUAUCCAAGAUCAACGCCUGUGCCCAGCCCAAUACCAAAAUCUGGCGAAGAUCUAACUACUACGACUGAAGUUGCAAGCACCGUCGUCUUCGUCGAAAGGAGGAUACCGGUCAAGCCUAAGAAAUUCGAUUUCUUCUUCCGAUCUCGCUCAGCACCAGUGGGAGAGAACGAAGAACCUAUAUAUGCAACCGUUAACAAACUGCCGAAAAGACUACGACGGAUGGAACUAGCAAAUUUAGAGAAAGAAGUAGCUUAUAGAACAGGUGAGCCAGAUUCAUCAAUACGAACUGACAUGACGUUGAAAACUGAUUCAGAAUCACAAGUGCCUCCACCUGACGACGAUACGAGUAGAUCUGAAAGGGAGAAAUCGACAGCUCCGCAGAGACCGGAGUCACCUAAAGCUAAAAAACGAAAGAGAUUCUCAUUAACUUUCAAAAAACGGGAAAGGAAAAGAAGAGAGAAGAAGAAGGAAGGAAACAAUGGUACAGCGAAAAACGGAGCGCCGAAGAAUGGUGCGCCGUUGCAAGGGGAGAGUGAUAAUGAGAGGCUGAUCGAGGGUGAGGUGCAGGAGGUUCCGAAGCCCAAGCACUGCACUCGGCACAGACCGAGGAACACGAUGUCGUCAUCGAGUUCUGGCCCGCGGUGCAAGCGGGACAGUUACCAGGAGAUGACGACGUCACAUUCAGAGCACGAGCGGACGAACAGCAUGUGCUCAUCAGUGAACUCGCUCGGCUCGGCGUGCACUCACAAGUCUAGAAAGUUCUCCGAGCCGACUAACGAUGCUUCCAUUCCUUGGUGCGGUUGCUGGGGUGCAGGGUGUGUGUGACGGUCAACAGUCAGAGCUGAUUCUUCAAUCAUCAGAUAAAAGUUAUUCGUCAAUUAUAAAUUGAACAUAAAAGUGAGACAGGUGAUAAUUUUUAACUACCAAAAAAAGAGUAAAUUUUAUGUAGUUACAUCAAUUACUCCGCGAUAUUUUCUGCCGAUUUUCUUUAUUCCUAUUUUUAAACCUUUUAUUUGAUGGUCGAAAAAUCGGUCCUAAAAGUGAUAAGACUUUGAACUAUUGUGAUAACGUUACAUUGGUGUUGUAAUAUUAUAUUCACGAUAGACUCUACAAUGUAGAGCAUCCACACAAAUCCUAUAUUCAGUAAUAAUGUCAGCUCUAUAUUACGUACUGUCCCACUGCUGGGCACGGGCCUCCUCUACUACUGAGAAGGAUUAGGCCUUAGUCAACCACGCUGACCUAGUGCAGAUUGGCAGACUUCACACAUCCUCAAAAUUCUUAUAGAGAACAUCCCAGGUGAGCAGGUUUCCUCACGAUGUUUAUUUUCACCGUCAAAGCAAGGGAUAAUUCACAAAGAAUACAAUUUUGAGAAAAGUUAGAGGUAUGUGUCAUUGGGAUUUGAACCUGCGGACAUCCGUCUCGACAAUCAGUUCCACACACAACUUUCGCCGCUUCUCUUUAAUACCUGCAGAAUACUCUAACUUCGUAAAA